AUGUUUGACUGGACCGGUAAGAAUGUUGUCUACGUGGGCAGCUUCAGCGGCAUUGGAUGGCAGAUGAUGAUGCAGCUGAUGCAGAAGGACAUCAAGAUGAUGGGCAUUAUGCAUCGCAUGGAGAACGUUGAGAUGAUGAAGAAGCUACAGGCCAUUAAUCCGUCCGUGAAAGUGGUCUUCAUGCAAAUGAACCUCAUGGAAAGGAUGUCGAUCGACCAGGCGAUGAAGAAAAUGGGUCAAAUGAUGGGCCACAUUGAUGUGAUGAUCAAUGGCGAGGGUGUCCUGCUCGACAAGGAUGUGGAGACUACGAUGGGCAUGAAUCUGACUGGCAUGAUCCACUCGACCAUGAUGGCCAUGCCCUACAUGGACAAGACACAGAUGGGCAUGGGUGGCAUGGUGGUUAACAUGUCCUCUGUCUAUGGCCUGGAACCCGCGCCCGCAUUUGCCGUCUACGCCGCUGCCAUGCACGGCAUCCUCGGAUUCACCCGCUCCAUGGGCGACAAAAUGAUCUACCAGAAGACCGGCGUCAUGUUCAUGGCCAUGUGCCCCGGACUCACCAACAGCGAGAUGAUGAUGAACCUGCGCGACAACGUUACCUGGCACCACUCCGAGUCCAUGGUGGAGGCCAUCGAGAGCGCCAAGCGGCAAAUGCCCGAGGAGGCAGCCAUGCAAAUGAUCCACGCGAUGGAGAUGAUGAAGAACGGCAGCAUGUGGAUUGUCAACAUGGGCCAGCUGAAGGAGGUUAUGCCCACGAUGCACUGGCAGAUGUAAAUGGCUUAGUUGAGCGAUUAUUAAAUGUGUGUGUUAUGUUUAAUCAUUUGAAAAAUAUAUGGAAAUAUUAAGCCUCGCA
Molecule: messenger RNA, 850 nt
Organism: Drosophila mauritiana
Lineage: Eukaryota; Metazoa; Arthropoda; Insecta; Diptera; Drosophilidae
Gene: Fbp2
Product: fat body protein 2
Exons: 2
Coding region: 1-771 (256 amino acids)
Cellular component (GO): cytoplasm
Molecular function (GO): alcohol dehydrogenase (NAD+) activity
Source: RefSeq, a predicted model, not a curated record